AACAGCAAGAGGUGGCAUCGUAGCAACGAAGGAGAAGAAGCUAAACGAUGUCGUUUAUGAAAGGAAAUUUGCUUUCUCGAACCCGGAAGCUCGUGAAGGGUUUGGCCAAGGCAAAACCCAUUUGGCUCAAAGCCAUGGAACAAGCGCCACCUGCAACGUUUCCUCGAGCUGAGGCAAAAAUUCAGACCAUCACUCUACCUGAGGAUGUUUAUGUAAAGAAGUUCUACAAAAAAUAUCCGGAUUCUAAAUAUCAUGACCCCAUCAAGUUUAAUGCUUUUGAUCCCCCUCCAUCUCGUAUAUUUGGCUUGAGAGUUCUUGAGUUGAAAGAUCAGGGCGUUAGUGAGGAACAAGCAAUGGCUAUAGCUGAUAUGGAAUAUGUGACAGAGAAGAGGGCAAAGAAGAAAGCAUAUAUGCGUUUGAAAGAAAUUGCACGUAUUCAAGGAAAGAGACUUCCUCCAAACCCAUAUCCUAGUCCUAUCAAGGAGAUACAAGCUGAGGAGAGGAAAUAUGUUCGUGAUCGUUUCUACAAUCCGAAGAUACUUGAAAUUGUGAAGCAACAAAAAGCUGAGUCAAUGGAGAGAUUCAGAGGGAAUGAUUAGUGAGUUUUAUGGGGGCAAAAUUACACUACAUUGAAAGUUUGGCUCUUGAGAAAAUUAGCUCUGACAAUAAUAUUUACCCUUCAGCCACUGAAAAGUGCAUAAUUUUUCCCUGAUAUUAGUUGAAGUGUUUAAUUGGUUUAUUAGAUCAACAGCAAUAGAGAAGUUUUACCAAAGCUUCAUGCAAGCACGGUUUAUUCCAGGCUACCCAUGUAGCUUUGUGAGUACUUGUUUGGUUUAAAGUUAAGUAGAAUUGAUUUCGAGCCAUUGAAUAUGACUAAGAUAC
This is a messenger RNA of Abrus precatorius (Indian licorice), 882 nucleotides long. RefSeq lists its product as uncharacterized. The record is from RefSeq and is a predicted model, not a curated record. The transcript has 4 exons. Bases 48 to 599 code for a protein of 183 amino acids. Gene Ontology annotation, biological process: translation. Lineage: Eukaryota; Viridiplantae; Streptophyta; Magnoliopsida; Fabales; Fabaceae. Gene Ontology annotation, molecular function: structural constituent of ribosome. Gene Ontology annotation, cellular component: ribosome.